Messenger RNA from Lytechinus variegatus (green sea urchin), 4112 nucleotides. It is a transcript of the gene rrp12, whose product is annotated as RRP12-like protein. The transcript has 28 exons. NCBI's taxonomy places the organism in Eukaryota, Metazoa, Echinodermata, Echinoidea, Temnopleuroida, Toxopneustidae. The record is from RefSeq and is a predicted model, not a curated record. The coding region runs from base 113 to 4084 and encodes 1323 amino acids.
UUAAAGAGCCGCCGGAAAACACGUGUGCAUAUAUUACACGGCUGCGACGACGAUACAGGAAAGCUGUUAUUUAGGAGAUUUAUUUAAAGUGUUUUGAUAAGGAGAUGUCAAGAUGAAAGGACCUGGAAGAAUCAAGAACAAGGGAGCAAAGGGAAAGAGAUGGAAAAAGGGCCAGAGCUGCGUGACUAACCCACAGAAGAAAGGACACAGAGAGGCAGCAAAACAGAACAGGUUUCUGCCUUCUAAUUUCAGGAAAGCUCCCAGACAUUCAGAAAGUGGAUUGACACAGAAAGCCCUCGCUGAGCACAAUGUGGUGCAAGGGGACAGUGAUGUCAUGAUGGGGGGCGUGGCCUCGGACAGUGUCUCCGUCGGUGGGGAGACGUAUGGUACUUUCUUGAGCGGGGUGACCGACUGUUCUCAACCGGCAUUUAAUCGGGUUAAGAGGUAUUGGGAGUCAAGUUCCGCGAGUCAUAAAGAGAUUUGUGCCGUUUUGGCUGCCGUGACUGAAGUGAUACGGGAAAAAGGUGGCAAGGAAACAGAGACAGAAUAUUUUGCUGCUUUGAUGACCACACUGGAUACAGUAGAUGAUGAUGAAGCUGUAUCUGCUGUGCUUUUCCUGUUGUCUCUUAUCAUCAAAAGAGUACCAUCGUCGAUACUAAAGCUGAAGUUUUCUGUUUGCUGUCAGACACUGCUUAAGAUCCUAGCCCAGCAAUCAUCGUCUCCUGUCGCGGCCACAUCGGUCGUUCGGUCCACCCUCUCCUGUCUCAGCACCAUCCUGCGAGUCCAGGACCCGAUUGUUUGGUCGGACUCCUCUACGCUUCAAGUAUAUCAUGGCAUUCUGAACUAUGCCAUCCAUUCAAAGCCAAAGGUACGCAAAGCUGCUCACCAUGCCGUGUGCUCUAUUCUGAAAGGAAGUAAAUUCAUGACCUUGCCCGACCCUCCUUCCCAUCAUCCUGCAGCUGUGACAACAUCAAAGUUCUGUGUGCAGCAGAUAGAGCAACAUGGAGGUACUGGAGAGGCAGGAACAACGUGUCAUGUGCUGACCCUUCUCAAAGACAUUCUUGUGACCUUUCCAAGGAAUCAACUCAAGACGACAUGUGAAACCAUAUUAAAGGUCAUGACCCUGAGCAAUGUGCUUGUGACAUCAGUAUCGAUGAAGGCGCUGCACGGAAUGUUCACCAUGCAGCCGAGCCCUGCUAGUCUCCCUUCAGACCUGAAUGCUCAGCUGAUCAAUGCCCUGUAUGAUUACCAGCCGGGUGAGAGCGAUUCCCAAGCCAUGCAGGCGUGGCUGGCCGUCAUGCAACAGGCUCAUCUAAAUCUAUUCAGACUGGAUGAAAAGCUUUGCGUCAGUCAUUUACCCCGUCUCUUUUCAUCAGCCAUGGUGUGUUUCCUGUCGGACAGGGCUGAUGUUGAAGUGUCUGCUACAGGGGUACUCAAGACACUGCUCAUAGAAUGUGUGAAGCCAGCCAGGGACAACAUCACCAAGAACCAGGGUGCCAGUGCUUCUAUCAGGAAGAUGUUUCAAGCAGUGGAGGCAGGACUCUCCUACAAGUUCCACUCGUCGUGGGGCCUGGUCAUGAAAAUUUUGGCAGCCUUCUUCGAGGCAUUUGGUGGGGAGGGUCACAGUUUCAUGUCCAAGUGUCUCCAGACCAUGUGUGACCUCCGUGGGUCACAGCAUUUUGCCUACAAGCAGGAGCUGGACAAGGCAAUGGGAGCAGCCAUCUUGGCUAUGGGGCCUAGGCUUGUGCUCCAGGCUGUCCCACUACAAAUCACAGGAGAUGAAGACAACUAUGAAUUUCCAAGGAGCUGGUUGAUUCCUGUGAUACGAGACAACGUAGCGAACACCCAGCUAAGUUUCUUUACCAAGUAUUUCCUCCCACUAGCAGCAAAACUCAGAACAAGAUCUCUUGAAUUGACGGACCAAGGUAAGAAGGUUGAAGGGAAAACCUAUGAUGUCCUCCAGUCUCAGAUCUGGUCCUUGCUGCCUGGAUUCUGCAAGAACCCAACAGAUCUAGCAGUAGCCUUCAAAGGCAUCGCCAAGAUCUUGGGAACUGCCCUCAAUGAAAGACCAGACCUACGACUGGACGUGUGUUCGGCCAUCAGGAAUCUGAUAACGAAGAACUUAGAUCAUGAGUUGAAUCGAGCGGAGUUGGCUCGCUUUGAUAAGAACUACCUACCUAUCCUCUUCAACCUGUACACCAGUGGAAACGCAAGACAGGAUACAUCUCUCUUUGCAGUCUUAGAGACGGUCAAGGUCUAUCUCCAGAUUGCAGAUGCUAAGCUGAUUGCUUCUAUGUCGGACAAGGCUUGUCAGAAGCUGGAACAGGAAACGACUGAACGCCAGCAUGCAGUUAUGGAUCUUGUCGUUGCCAUGGCAGCCCACCUGGAUGCAGAUCACAUGACCAAGCUCUACAAGAUGAUCACUCCCAUGCUAGAGAGCACAGAUCGUACGAUGCAGAAGAAAGCUUACAGAGUGCUGGAAGAGCUGUGUGAAGCCGAAUCCACCGCUUCUCGGGGUUUCCUGCAAGCUAACCUCGACAACCUUCAGACUGUUCUCUUGAAAUCACUCUCUAGCUCAUCUCCAUCAUCUAAAGCUCCAAGACUAAGGUGCCUACAUCACAUCGUCAAGAGCAUUCCAGAAGAGAAUGAAGCUUUUAUCGUCGCCAUACUACCCGAGAUCAUACUCUGUACGAAGGAAAUCAAUCAGAAAGCCAGAGCAUCGGCCUUUGGGCUCCUUGUAGAGAUUGGAAAGACAUUGCUCAAGCACUCUGAUCAGCCAAGAGAAUUGUGUGUCAGCAAGUACUUGGAGAUGUUGGCUGCUGGCUUAGCGGGGUCACCUCAUAUGGUCAGUGCAACCGUCCUAGCUCUUACAAGGAUUCUAUUUGAGUUCAAAGACAUUAUGCGAGGCCCUCUAUUGGAGCAGUUAGUAGAUGCUGUGGAUACCCUGAUGCAAGCAAAGGGACGAGAGAUACUCAAAUCAGCACUGGGACUUAUUAAGGUCUUAUGCACUGUCAUUCCUGAUGUUGUCCUAGCCCCACAUGUAGAAAAACUUAUUCUUAGUAUAGCCGGUCUGAAAGAAGCUAACAGAAGAAACUUGAGAGUCCCGAUCAAAGGGAUUUAUGCUCGUCUAGUCCGCAAGUUUGGAUACGAGAUGAUCAGGAAGAUGAUCCCAGAACACCAUCAGAAGAUGGUGCACAACAUUAAGAAGACCCAGGAACGAACCAAGAGGCACAAGGCUCUCAAGGCUGCAUCCAAACAGGGUGAUCAAGAGGGGGGCGAGGACGAGGAUGGAGAGGAUUUCGAUGCCCUCGUACCACAGAAACCUAAACCUGAAAGCAUCGAGGAGAUUCUUCAAGAAACAGACUCAGAGAGUGAUGUGGAGGAUGAGGACGCCAAAGAUGCCAAGUCAAAGGUCAAAGUUCGAAAGACAAAGAAGGUGGCCGCUCAGCGAGGCAAGGCAUGGUUGAAGGAAGGAGAGAAAGAAGAUGCACCCCUUGACUUCCUAGAUCCUAGUGUAUCAAGAAGAGUCCUUGCCACCAAACCAGAAUCGAAGGAGACCCAAUCAGCGGGUCACAUCAAGCAUAACUUCAAGACCCUCCCAGAUGGUAGGCUCCUCAUUGCAGAGAUGGAAGAAGAAGGAGGAGAGAAGGUGAAGGGGAAGAAGAAACAAGGAGGGAAGGCCAAAGAAGGAGGAGCAGUGAUUGAGGAUUUGGAGGAUAUGAUGGAUGAUGAAUUUUCAAAGUUUCAAAAGACAACAAAACGGAAGCUUGAGGAUCUCAGUAUAUCAGAUGAUGAAGACGAGACGCCUACCAAGUACAAAGCUGGAGGGAGCGGUAUCCAUCGUCCUAUCGGGGUCCCUAAGAAAGAGAAACCCGUCAUGAAACCUGGUCAAGAAUAUGCUGCUAAGAAAGCUGGCGGUGACAUGAAGAAGAAAGGGAAGCAGGAUCCAUUUGCGUAUCUUCCACUCAACAGGCAGCAGCUGAAUAGAAGAAUGAAGAAAAAGGCGGCCGGUCAGUGGAGCUCACUAAGUAAAGGAGGAAGCAAGAUGGCAAUGAAGAAAAACAAGUCAAAGAAGAAACGAUGAUGGCAUCUGAAGGAACCCCUCUAGCAGA